This is a messenger RNA of Drosophila busckii, 3043 nucleotides long. It is a transcript of the gene Med, whose product is annotated as mothers against decapentaplegic homolog 4. Gene Ontology annotation, biological process: SMAD protein signal transduction; cell differentiation; anatomical structure morphogenesis. The transcript has 9 exons. Lineage: Eukaryota; Metazoa; Arthropoda; Insecta; Diptera; Drosophilidae. Gene Ontology annotation, molecular function: DNA-binding transcription factor activity, RNA polymerase II-specific; RNA polymerase II cis-regulatory region sequence-specific DNA binding; I-SMAD binding. The record is from RefSeq and is a predicted model, not a curated record. Gene Ontology annotation, cellular component: heteromeric SMAD protein complex. The coding region runs from base 551 to 2839 and encodes 762 amino acids.
UAGUAAAACAUUUAUAAGCGGCCUGCGGCUGUGUAUAUGUGUGUGUUUGUGUACCGGAGUUCUUGUUGCUGCCGGACGUUGAGGUGAAGAAGCAGUGGAGAAGGAUACAUAAUUACACCAGCUUUGUGGGAGUUCAAGUUUAACUGCGUGUAUAUAUACAUGUGUGUGCGUGUGUGUGUGUUUUAAAUGUGUGUGUAACACCCCCAAAGGCGCUCUCUUUUGCACACUCGAACAUACUUUGUGUGUGUGUGUAAAGUUACAACAACUGCUUUGUGUAAAGCUUGUAGCAAGUAAAAAAUAGUUGCAAAGUGGGGAGAAGAGUGGAGGCUGAGUGAUUAGGCGACUGCGUUCGCCAAUCUGCCGUUUUGUUUUGUGCGCACAUUCGCGUGCUUGUCUUUGUUUAGGGGAUCGGCGGUGCGUUUGUGCAACGCUUUGCGGCAGCGCUUUGUGGCCAUCAGCUGGAUACGGAUUUUGUGACGGCGGCGACACAAACAGCGCCGAAGUGGAUGCCCAUGCACGCGGUGGUCUGGGCAUUGCCCAGGACUUUGGGAUGGCUGGGCCAGCAGCGGGGCCCUCCGGACACAUGUACGGCGCCGUUACGCCACAGGACAUGAUUGUGCGUGACAUGGUGCAAAUGCCACAGCCGCCUCCUUCAAAUGCGCCAACCUCAGCUGAUGCCUGCCUCAGCAUUGUGCAUUCGCUUAUGUGCCAUCGUCAGGGCGGCGAGAGCGAGGGCUUUGCCAAGCGCGCCAUAGAGUCGCUAGUGAAAAAACUGAAAGAGAAGCGCGACGAAUUGGAUUCACUGAUAACGGCCAUAACCACCAAUGGCGCACAUCCAAGCAAAUGUGUUACCAUACAGCGCACACUCGACGGCCGUCUACAGGUGGCCGGUCGCAAGGGCUUUCCACACGUGAUUUACGCGCGCAUUUGGCGCUGGCCAGAUCUGCAUAAGAACGAGCUAAAGCACGUCAAAUAUUGCUCCUAUGCAUUCGAUCUCAAGUGCGACUCAGUUUGUGUAAAUCCCUAUCACUAUGAGCGCGUCGUUUCACCGGGCAUUGAUUUGUCCGGAUUGAGUUUGCAGUCGGGCCCGAGCCGUCUGGUCAAGGAUGAAUACUCAGCCGGCUCAUUAGUGGGUGGCAUGGAUAUUGAUGGCAAUGAUAUUGGUACUAUACAGCAUCAUCCCACGCAAAUGGUGGGACCUGCGGGCUAUGGCUAUCCGCCGCAAGGUCCUGGACCAGGUGACUAUGUUACCGAUGCUAAUCAAAUGAGUGCAAUGUACGCUGCCGGGCGCGCAAUACCAAAAAUUGAGCCACCAGAUGGUAAUGGCUCACGUAGCUCCUGGAUGGCAUUGCCGCCAACGCCACCAUCGCGUAUGAAUCGUGUUGCUCCACAGCAGCAACAACAACAACAACAGCAGCAGCAGUCCGCCCCACAACAGCCACAAAACCCAUCCCAAGCAGCUCCGCACACGCUUUCAGUACCGCAUGGCAUGCCCGGCAUGGCAGCCAUGAAUGCUGUGACUGGUCCUGGACCCGUAAUGGCGCCGCCACCCCCGCCAACACAAGCAGCAAACGCUCAGGGCAAUGGCGUGCAUCACUCACAAGCCAGCUCACCCACAGACGCCUCCACGAUGGCGAUGCAGCAACAACAACCGCCGCCAGGUGGUGGCACACCCAAUGUACCAGGAUCUGGGAGCAAUUCCAAUGCUGCCAAUGCUGCUGGCUAUGGCUAUGGUACACCGUCAGCAAAUGCACAAAUGCAAAGCGUAAACAGCGGCAAUCCCAAUAACAGCCAAGGUUCGGGCACUGUGCAUGCUCAGCAACAGCAGCAGAAUGGUUAUGUGCCACAGCCACAGGCUGGUCAGCCAGGCGGUUAUGGUGCAGCACAGUCACCGUCAGCGCAACAACAACAACAGCCGGCACCUGGCAGUCAAAGUAAUGCUGGAGGUCAGACCAGUGGCGGUGGUGGCACAACUGGUACCUGGACUGGUCCAAAUACACUCACUUACACACAGUCGAUGCAGCCGCCUGAUCCGCGUACACUGCCUGGCGCCUAUUGGAACUCGGCGUUGCCUGGAGAUCUGGCUUCACCGCAACAGGCGCAGCCACAGCAGCAGCAGCAACAACAGCUACGUUUGCUAUCACGACAACCAGCACCAGAGUAUUGGUGCUCUAUAGCUUACUUUGAGCUCGACACACAGGUGGGCGAGACAUUUAAGGUGCCCUCGGCCAAGCCGAAUGUCAUUAUCGAUGGAUAUGUGGAUCCCUCGGGUGGCAAUCGUUUCUGCUUGGGUGCGCUCAGUAAUGUGCAUCGUACGGAACAGUCUGAGCGUGCUAGACUACAUAUAGGCAAGGGCGUGCAGUUGGAUUUGCGUGGCGAGGGUGAUGUAUGGCUGCGUUGCCUCAGUGAUAAUUCUGUUUUUGUACAAAGCUAUUAUCUGGAUCGAGAAGCGGGUCGCACGCCUGGCGAUGCUGUACAUAAAAUUUAUCCAGCUGCCUGCAUCAAAGUGUUUGAUUUGCGCCAGUGCCAUCAACAGAUGCAUUCGCUUGCCACCAAUGCACAGGCGGCAGCCGCUGCUCAAGCGGCCGCAGUCGCUGGCGUCUCCAAUCAGCAAAUAGGAGGUGGCGGCAGAAGCAUUACAGCUGCUGCUGGUAUUGGCGUUGAUGAUCUACGCCGACUUUGCAUAUUGCGGCUGAGUUUUGUCAAAGGUUGGGGCCCAGAUUAUCCGCGACAAUCGAUCAAGGAGACGCCCUGCUGGAUCGAGGUGCAUUUGCAUCGUGCACUACAGCUACUGGAUGAGGUGCUCCAUGCCAUGCCUAUCGAUGGAGCGGCUGCCUAAUUGAGCCACACAUACACAUACACACGCAUACAUAUUUAUUAUUCAAAACAUGCAAGCGUCGUAAUUGUUAGUUUAAGUUUAAUUUUGAGCAGCUAUCAUGUUAAGUUAAGCGCAUAAACAACAACAAAAAGCAAACAAAAGAGUAUAAAAUAUUUAGCUUUGUUUUGCUAUUAUGAAUGUAAUUAUGUUUGCCUUUAAUUAUUU